GCGAGGCGCCCAAUGGGAAGACGGUGCGCAUGCGUGGCCAAUUUGAAUCGGCGGCGGUUGGGGCGGCCGGGGAUGGAGCUGGAGGGCAUCGUGCGGAGCUAUGAGAUGCAGAUACAGAACUACCAAGGGCCGGACCCGCUGGACCCGUGGGACAGGUACGUGCGGUGGGUGGAAGGAUGUCUGUCCCCUGAAGAGAAGCAAAUCCGCCUGCCCGGGCUCCUGGAGCAGCUGGUGAAGGUGUUCCUGAGCGAUCAGAGGUACCACCAGGACCCCAGAUUUGUGAACUGCUGCGUUAAGCUGGCAGAGUUCAUCGCUCCUCCCGGCCAGUAUUUCAGCUACCUGUAUGGCCAGGGAAUUGGUGCAAAGACGUCAGACCUCUACGUGGCUUGGGCGCAGCAUCUCGCCAGCGAAGGCAACGUGCAGGCUGCAGGAGCCGUCCUGCAGAAGGGGCUGCACAACCAGGCGCAGCCACGAGAGACGCUGGAGCAGCUGUGCUGCUGGCUGCAGAACGCCGGUCCACGGAAUUCUCCUUUGCAAGGUGGUGCUGUUAUCAAACCCCUCCAGACUUCGCAUGCUGCCAACCAAAUGCCUCCUCAAAAAGAUGUUUCCAAUCUUAAUGACCCGGGGUGCGCUUCUAAAAACCAGGGUCCCGAUUGUGCUGCUACUCAGUCCUGUUCUGGUGGAAAAGAAGAAGUGCUGUAUGUUACGUACAUCUCCAAAUCUGAAGUCCUUCCUAAACCAUCGUCAACCGCUGUCGAAUGCGAGCAGAUUGCCAUGUACGAUAAAAACCUGCUCGUGUGCGAAGGCUUCGAACUGUCGUUUGAGGAGCUGAGAGCCAAGAGAUACUUCCAGAAACACGAGCGCCUCAAGAAAUGGCGAGAAUGGGGUGAAGAAGAGAGAGAAUCCACCAGGAAGAAGGAGUCGGCUCUGCUGGAGCUGCAGGCCCUGCAGCAGAAGCUGGACCAGCUCACCAAAAGCCUGGAGGAAACGGGGCUGAAACCAGCAACUGAGCCAAAGAGGACGGCGGCGCACCCACAGGCAGCACCCGGCGCAGCGCUCCAGCACAGCUGGAUGGCGCCUUGUCGAAGCCAAGAUGUGCAGGACGCCCGAGCCCUGGUGCCAGAUGUUCUUCAAUCGAGUGCUUCGGCAUCCGCCGCUCUGGUGCUGCCGCCGGGGAGACCCGCUGGCCAGCGGCUGAGAUCAACACCCCUGCGGGAGCCACCGUGUGGGACGGGGGCAGCCAAAACUCAGCCCGAGCUCGGGGAACUCCGGAACAGCGAGUUACACCCUCCGGUCGAUGUUUCAGCUCAGGAACCCGCACACGCUGGCUCAGCUCUGAACUGGAGCACUGGAGAACAGCACCCGAAGCAGAGAUCCGCUGGGCCGACUGCUUCUGCCGACCCCAAAGAAGCAAAACCAGGACCCUUCGCCUCUGGCCACGCUUCCCAAGCCACCCCGAACACCUCGCUGGGCGCGGCGACGCCGGCGGCGCCGUUCCGAGUGCAGCCCUCGCCCACCGUUCACACCAAGGAAGCGCUGGGAUUUCUCAUGGAUAUGUUUCAAAUACCCAUCUUGCCCGAAUCAUCUCCUCUUGAAGAAAGCGAGGAGCAAUUUGAAGUCUUUUGCAGAAAAGAUCCCGAUGGAAGCCUGGAAAGCAAUGUCUUUGCCCCUGUUGUGCCCGCAUUUUCCAUCUUUGAAGACGAGAAUGAGAAAGAGAAUGGCGGGAUCCCGCAGCAUAAAAACAAGGCAGAAGAGCCCAGAGCUAUUGGAGAACGUCCCUGGCCUGACUGCACAGCAAGUACAGAAGUAGAAACAGGGGCACCGGACUUCUGGAGGGACGAUUAUACAGUGUGGAACGCGCGAAGUAACGAGACGUUGGCUCCCAGCACGACCAACACCAGAGACUUUGCACGAGCUGCCCAGCUUGCAUCAACGCCGCUUACUUACCUGGCGGCACAUCCGCGGCAAGCUUUGGAGGACAAAGCCCGUGGGGAUGACUUGCCGCAGGUGGAUCUGGCGUUCCCUGAAGAGCUGCACAAUCAGACCAGAGCGAAGAAGCCACGUCCUGCCCUUGAACACAUCACAGAACAAGGAAGCGGCAUCCAAGGAGUUGCUACGGCUGCUUCUCAAAGGUUACAAGAGCAGGCUGCCACCAGCAGGACGGAAUAUUCCUCGUCUGUUGGAGCGGACAAAACCGUCGCACCUACAGUCCUCGUGGAGAACCCUUGGGAUAAAGACUUGAUUCGCAAAUUCUUAUCAGAGCUUCCUAAACCGCUCCACACCUCCGCCAACUACUUUGAAUGGAAAUCUCCUCUGCCGCCCAUCAGACCGAGGGCGGAACUCCCCCUGGGCUCCAGCUCGUUCCACGUGGACUGCCUGCUGGGACAGGGAGCUUUUGCUCAAGUCUACCAGGCUUCCCUUCUGGAUGCGAGGAACCCGAGAAACAACCAGAAAGUCAUAUUCAAGGUGCAGAAGCCUGCCAGCCCGUGGGAGUUCUACAUCGCGACACAGCUGGUGGAACGGCUCAGUCCCAGCACUCGCCACCUCUACAUCCACUUUUACUCUGCUCAUUUCUUUCAAAACGGGAGCAUUUUGGUGGGCGAGCUCUACAACUACGGAACGUUGCUGAAUGCCAUAAACAUUUACAAAAAGCUUCCUGAGAAGGUGAUGCCUCAAGCACUUGUCAUCUAUUUUGCUGUAAAAAUUCUUUAUAUGGUGGAAGAGCUCCACAGCUGCAAGAUAAUUCACGGUGACAUUAAACCCGAUAAUUUCAUACUUGGAGAAAGGUUUCUGGACAACGAUACGUGUGACAUCGAUGGUCUCUCUCACGGCUUGACGCUCAUCGACUUGGGGCAGAGCAUAGACAUGAAACUUUUUCCCGAAGGGACGGCGUUUACUGCCAAGUGUGAGACCUCUGGGUUCCAGUGUAUCGAGAUGCUGACUCAGAAACCCUGGAACUACCAGACAGACUACUUUGGCAUCGCAGCGACGGUGUACUGCAUGCUCUUCGGCACCUACAUGCAAGUGAAGAAUGACAAUGGUGUCUGGAAGCCCGAGGGAACCUUCAGAAGGCUUCCCAACGCCGAGCUGUGGAAGCAGUUCUUCGAGAGGCUGCUGAACAUCCCCAGCUGCCGCAGCCUGCCCUCCUUGGGCGCCCUGCGCAAGGAGCUCAAGGACCUGUUCUGCAAGUCCUACGCCAAGGAGGUGAAGUUCUUUCGGAACAGGCUCGUCGUGCUGCUCAUCGAAAACAAGCGCUCACGGAAAUGAGCGCAGUUUGCACGCUUGCUGCUGUGAAAUCUUUUUGUAAUAACUUCAUUUCUAAAUAAACGUUCUUGGGGUGCA
This is a messenger RNA of Columba livia (rock pigeon), 3342 nucleotides long. It is a transcript of the gene BUB1, whose product is annotated as BUB1 mitotic checkpoint serine/threonine kinase. The coding region runs from base 13 to 3267 and encodes 1084 amino acids. Gene Ontology annotation, molecular function: protein kinase activity; ATP binding. Gene Ontology annotation, biological process: meiotic sister chromatid cohesion, centromeric; mitotic spindle assembly checkpoint signaling; protein phosphorylation. The transcript is spliced from 25 exons. The record is from RefSeq and is a predicted model, not a curated record. Gene Ontology annotation, cellular component: nucleus. NCBI's taxonomy places the organism in Eukaryota, Metazoa, Chordata, Aves, Columbiformes, Columbidae.